AUGUCGAAUCGGGAGAGGUUGGAUCUCCGGAUCAAAUUUUUGGCCAAGAUCUUGAAAGAUGAAGCACAGAGGUUGUUGGCAGGGUUGGAGACACCUCCGGCCUUUAGGCUGGUCGAUCGGAUGAUCCUUGGUCAAGCCGUCUUCCUUCGCUACCGGACGGGCACCGACAAUGACUUUGGCGACUCGAACAUAGCUAUCGAUGCCUUAAAGUCUGCUCUCACGUGCAUUCCUAUUCCAAACUCCAACAAAAACGAUUCCCUUGCAGCAUUUGUGCACUUUAAACUUGGUAAUGUAUAUCUCGAGCGGUUACUACGAACAGGUAGACGCCGUGAUGCAGACGAUGCCGAAACACAUUUUAAACAAGCAGUGGGGCAUAAGCGCAGCCAUUUCAGGGUCAUUGCGAACCUGGCAUGGAUUUGUCGAUAUAGGUAUGAAAUGACAGGUACAAAAAGAUUUCUGGAAGAUGGGUUGCAGCUAGUGGAAAAUGCCAUUGUUCAGGCUCCGUCGGACCAUUCAGCCCUGCCUUUUCUACUCGAAGCGUGCGGGUUGAUUUUACUGUCAAGAUCCGAGCUAGAUGGCGCAACUCAAGAUCUGGAUCUGGCUAUUGAGCUACUUCGCACCUCGGCCAACCUCUCAAGCAAAAAGAGGAAUGACCUCGUGAGAUUUCAUUUGAAUCUCAGUCAAGCUUUGUGUAAACGUUUUACCAUAUCCGAACAAAAGCCUGAUUUCGACCAAGCUGUCUCGGAGCUCGAGACAGUCAUCGCGGUCCCUGACAAGCUUCCUCGGGAUAUUGCUCUUUGUUAUGCUUUUCGAGGAUCAUUACUUUUGAUCCAAUUUUCCUACUGGAAGGACAAGAAGGAUCUCGAAGAAGGCUUGCGAUCUGGUGUUGAACUUGUUCGCGCUCUCAUGAAGCACGGCCACGUUCCUACCAUAAAUGACAUGUUUGUGACGAUCGGGGAGGUCAUGAGGAUCCGAUAUUUUAAGCUUGGCCAUAGUGACAACCUUUCUGAAGCGUAUGCUUGCAUUAAAAAAGGUUGCAACAAUACACAGCUGCGCUCUUCAGACUGGCGAAGCCGACGUGUUGAAACAUAUGCAUUGUAUUUACUUGGGAUGGUACAGCGGAAUCGAUAUAACAAGUUUGGGAGCCCGGCUUUUCUUGAAGAAUCCAUUUCAGCCUUUCGCCUAUCAGCUGCAAUCACCAACCCACAUCAUGCGAGCUUUGCAGUGCGGGCUUCUGAAUUAUGUGAUGUUCUUCGAAAGAGAUACGAGGCGACCCACGCAAGCCCAGCACAAAGGAAAGCCGAUCUCGAAGAGGCGUCAGCAUGGCUUGUUCGAGCUCUGCGAGCGCCCAUGCCCCCGUCACCCAGGGACCGGGCCAGGUUCGCCAUUGAGAUUGGACACUAUAUUUGGGAGGCACAGAAAGCAGGGCGAAACAUUUCUGCCGUCGACAACGCGCUCCACAACUAUGAGAAAGCAGUUGAAUUUGCUACGACGGAGUUCGACACUCAGAUCGAUGCCUGGCACAAUCUAGCAAAGGCAUAUAUUAUGAAGGGAGAUCUCUUACACGAUAUGAAAGCCUACGAAGCGGCCUCCGACCAGGUGAAACUGAUUGAGGAAAGCAUGGACAAGAUGAAGGAAAAAGCUACUGGCAUCAUGCCAACACAGGCUCGACUUUAUACUGCGCAGUAUAAGCUUUCAGGCGAAAAGCGUCAUGGAGAACAAGCUAUCGAAGUGAACUACAAAAUCUUCAAUAAUUCAAGAUAUGACCUGCGCGUCAAGGUACAAGCUGCCUUGGAGAACGGUAAUUUAGAGCGCCAAGUGAAUUCAGACACGAAGGCUUGCGCAGAGGCAAUAGCAACUGCAAUGGAUUUGAUGCUUAGGUAUACUUCAGAAGGCUACAGCCGCUCAGAUCAGCUGAGCGUCAUCCGAGAGUAUUCAAAACUUCCCAACCUUGCUGCGCUCGCAGCUGUCCUCGCGGGAGGCGACGUUCUCCAAAUAGUACAGAUUUUUGAGAAAGGCAGAAGUAUUAUCUGGGAUAGAUUGCUCUCCUGGAGAAGCCCAGUUAAUGAGCUUCGUGAAAAGCAACAAGAUCUCGCGGACCGACUUGUCGAAAUUCGGAACAAGCUCUUGCGCAAAGAAGAACGCCAUCGAAUCUUCAAUGAUGUCGAGUUAGAUCGAUUCCAACUCGCCACUGAGUACGACGAAAUUAUGAUAAAAAUUCGAUCGCAGGAAGAAUUCAAGGACUUUUUACUGCCGCCGAAGACUGUUGAAAAGCUCAAUGCGCACGCAGUCGACGGACCAGUUGUUAUUAUUGUUCCCGGUGCUGUAGCUGUGGCGUUGAUCAUAACUUCCGCCAAAUCUUUUACUCUAAAUCUGCCCAAAUUCGGCGACGACCAGUGCAACAAAGCUUUUGAAUCUAUACAGAAAGCUCUCUCAACUAGUGAUUCUGGAAUGAUGCAUGAUUUAUUGAGAUGGCUCUGGAUUUCUGCCGCUCUGCCCGUUCUUGAAAGCCUGGGCUUCCAUGGGCGUCGAACCCCGGACGAGCAGCUACCGCGGCUUUGGUGGAUCACUAGCGGCUUCGUCAACCUCCUUCCACUACACGCAGCGGGCGAUCACGAAAAGGCAGCAGAGAUAGGAGAGCCAUGUACUCUUCUCGACCGAGCCAUCUGUUCUUACAGCCCAACGCUCAAAGCAUUGUCUUAUGCGAAAACUCGAAUGCGAGAUCUCGUAUCCAGGAGCAGGAAAAAUAAUGCCAAUCGAUCGGUAUUACUAGCAGCAAUGGAAACAACGAUGGAGAGGAAACCCUUGCCGAACACUCCAAAGGAAGUGGAUGCUGUUGCUUCUAUUCUGGGAGCCCAAUUCUCAAUCAGGAAAUACAUCAAGCCGCUUCCCACCAAGAGAGACGUUGUCCUUGGGCUGAGACAGUGUACGAUAGCUCAUCUGGCUUGCCAUGGCGAAGUGAACAACCAAGAUCCCCUCAAAAGCAGAAUAUUACUUGCUGAUUGGGGUCGCUGCUCUCUGAAUGUAAAUUCUCUUAUGAGAAUGACCAUCUCAAACUGCCAACUUGCAUAUCUAUCCGCGUGCGAAACUGCGGUCAACAGGGAUCCCGCAUUGAGAGACGAGGGUCUGCACCUGUCAGGUGCAUUUCAAAUGGCCGGCGUUCCGAACACCAUUGCUACUUCGUGGGAAAUCAUGGAUAUCGAAUCCGUUCAGGUUGCAAUUGACUUUUAUAAUGGACUGAAGGGCCCAAACGGAGAAAUUGACGUAAGCAAAUCCGCUGCUUCUCUCAAUUCUGCGGUGCUGCGUAUGAGAAACGCAAAACUGAGUCCUCUUGUCUGGGCCGCCUAUAUACACUUUGGCGUUUAG
Messenger RNA from Xylona heveae TC161, 3366 nucleotides. RefSeq lists its product as hypothetical. NCBI's taxonomy places the organism in Eukaryota, Fungi, Ascomycota, Xylonomycetes, Xylonales, Xylonaceae. Gene Ontology annotation, molecular function: protein binding. Bases 1 to 3366 code for a protein of 1121 amino acids. The transcript has a single exon. The record is from RefSeq and is a predicted model, not a curated record.